Fusarium redolens is the source of this 5330-nucleotide messenger RNA. RefSeq lists its product as uncharacterized. Bases 307 to 5199 code for a protein of 1630 amino acids. The transcript has 4 exons. The record is from RefSeq and is a predicted model, not a curated record. Lineage: Eukaryota; Fungi; Ascomycota; Sordariomycetes; Hypocreales; Nectriaceae.
GAACACACUAUCCUUGGUCUGACCAUCACGUGCAUUCUAGCGGCAAUUGAUCGACGACGUUCCCCAAAGCAUUCCCCAAGCUGCUUCUGUUUGGCAGCCUUGCUCACAACCGCGGCGCGCAACCAUCGACUUAUUCCAAGCGUUGACCGCUGAAGCCGGUCGCCGCAGGUCAUCGUCGCUGGAUAGAUCUUAUCGCAGCUUCGUUAUUGCGCGGCAUCUAUUUGCCACGACCGUGUGUUGCACUCCUGUGGCUGUUCGGGUUCGGCUCUCUAGCUAUCAUCCCACGUACGUUAUACCAGCGUACCCAUGGUGAGAACGCGCAAAGAAGAGCAUCAAUCCACAACAAACACACCCAGAACCUCAUUAGAGCGCAGAUCGAAAAGAAAGAGAAAAGGAAAAGCCCAAGAUAGUGAACCUGAACUUGUCCAACAGGCGCCUGCCAGAAAGCGCAGGAAGUUGGGCAAGAAAAAAGAGUGGUGGAACAUUCGCCGGGUCAUUAAUGAAGAGUACUUAGCAAACCCUAACAGUGGUGAGAUUAAGCACCGGUGCCUUGUAGAGUGGGAAACUGACUCUGACGGUGAGACGUAUGAGAACGAGUGGAUUCCGUACAAGGAUCUCAAUGUUGAAGCAUUAAAAGAUUGGGAGAAAGAAAAACAGAAGAGGGAACGUGAAAGGACAAAUCGUGAAGCUCAACGUCGUGAGACGAGAAAUCGGCGAGGACUUCGAGAUCUUACACCUCGUCGGGGUAAAUCCGAGACGCCUGUGGUUUGCAACAGACAACAACAGCCAAAACUUGAUGCAUCGACUCAUGACAUAUCUCGAUUCAAUUCUCACGAGCAAGACGUGCAGCCAAGUCGCAGUUCCAGGAUUGAACCUGGAGGUACCUUUUCAGAAGAGCCUGUGCCUUCAUUCAUCUCUGCUUCAUCUGUGGACGCUGAAUCUGUGAGCUUCGACGAUUUCUCGAGGGCACCUACUCAAGGAGUUGCUGUUGUGUUAAGUAAGCCCGACAACUUCGACCCAUCUGAGUAUCAGAGUGUCGCCACUCAAAACAGCUCUCAAAGGAUCACGGAACUUGAGGAUGAUGACCAGCGAGUUACUUUUGCAUCGCAACUAAGCCAAGACACCAUCCCAGAUUCUCAAGAUCUAUCCGGACAUUGGGACUAUCAAAAUUGCGAAAGCGAACCUGCUGCUAGACCUGAUCGUGCUCCAAGCAGUCCUAAAAUACCCGAAGAUCCAUCAUCAUUGGCCGAGGACAAUUCUGGAAGUAACCGUCAAGUUGGAGAGGUUGUAUGCCAGAAAGAGGUACACAAUCGCGACUUCAGCGCCAGGUACCCAGAAAGUGAGGCUUUUCAGCCUGCCAACGCCCCUGUGGAUCUGAAGGCAGAGUAUUCUGAUUCCGAGAAUCUUGAAGACAACCAGUUACCCACUGAUUUUGGAGGGUACACCGGCGCCGCUAAUCAUUCAGACGACCAGACCGAGGACAUUCACAGACUCAGAGGGACCCACGAUCCAGAAGGUGACAAUACUGAGAACGGAACCACUACGAACGACCAGAGAUUAGAGGGAGAUAAUCUUAGCUCGAGCGGGGGUAUUCCAGAUACCUUAUCGCCGGAAAACGAGAGUUUUGAAACCGCAAACUCUCAGGCUAGCCAGUCCUUGAACAGCCGAGACUUGCCUGUCAAUCAGGACCCAUACGGCCAAGAUAGCGUCUCGGUUAAUCAAGGUUCUGGGGACGGGCAGCAAGUGGUACAAGAUCACGUCUUUGAUUCUCCAAGUCGCCUUCCAUUUGAAGAGGAGACUCUAGGUAAUAAGCAUUCGGGUGUGGAGCGAAGUGCACCAAGUCAUCAUCACUCCCCAGGGGAUCAAGACGAAAUAAUUGGACUACAAUUCGAAAAGGGCGACAUUGACCCCCAGCGCCCUGACAAAUCAACUGGCGUGAGUGGCGUGAAAGAUCUCUCACAGUCACAGGAACUAUCCUCAUCAAGCAAGGAGAUUGAUGUCAUCGUUCCAGAUUCCCAGGACCACUCGAGCCUAUCCACCGACCUAAACAUUAUUACGGACAGAACUUCAACGUUUGGAUCAAAGACCCAGCUUACCCCUCUUGCUUCACAGGUUGAAGUUGUUCCGGAUUCGGCUGCAACCGGCUCAGACAUCAUACCGUCUCGUCAACCAGACCACUUUCGCCCUGCAAUAUCUGAGAAAGGGAUCCUUCUUGAUAGUUCCCUACCCAGUGACCAAAGCGCCCCUCACGUCGUAGGGGAGACAUCUGCAUCUCUACGAAGUUCUCCCGGUUCACAUAGGACACAGAAACCUCAAGUAUAUAAUUCCCAACCCCAAGGGCUGUACGACUCCUUAGACAUAUCGAGCUAUCUCUCUUCUGCGGCUGGGAUUAUCAACAAGACUGCCCAAUCUAUUUCUGGCGCGGCUGCUCACCCAAGAGCCUCGAGCGAAACUCAGGCGAACCAGGAGGAAAGUCUUGAAGCGUUGCAGGCGGCUCAGGCGGCUUCGCAGCUUUCUAGAUCUCAACCCGAGGAAAACAGUGUUUCCGGUCAAAGAACAGGCUCCAGUCAGAGAUCGCCUUCUCCCACGAGUAUUGCAAAGACCGAUAGCGUACUCAGCAAAUCUAAGACCGGCAGCGACUCUAAAGAACCUGAAAAGCCUCGAUUAGAUUCAAAAAACCAGAAAAUGGAGCGCUCGGGUUCUCAACCACGGGAUUCAGCUGCCGAUGAGCUGAAAAGCUACAUCGAUUUCGGCAGGGACUCGGCACUGACACAUGUUGGUGAUUCUCUCGAAGAGAACCAUGACGGGACGCCUUAUGAAGCAAUCACCAAUGAAGACCCGGUUCCUGGUGCCAGUACAGGCAGUCUUGAAGCUGUACUUCAGUCUCAGCCAGUCUACUCUAUGGAUCCCUGGAAACCAGAAGCUCUAGGGACCAACCCCGACACCCCUGUGUCAUCAAUAGCGCCGGCAGCCAUUAUGGUGGACCCUUCCACCACUGCAGUUGCCAGGAUUCGGGAAGAGCUCAGUAGAAGAUUUGCUGAAUCAGACGUAUCCUUCACCCGUUCUAUUGUUAGCCAAGAUGAGGAAGAUAGCAUGCUCCCUGCAACGAUUUCUCCCACAGUCAUCAGUAUACCGAAUGAACCAGUUGAGCCAACCCACACCUUGAAUUUUCCCAACCAAGAUUCAGUGCCCGCUGAAGUUGAAAGUUCAGGGCACUCUAUUACCAUGGGCCAAGUUUCUGUUGAACAAGAUUCUGAUGUAUCGUCAGAAUCUUCAGGGCAGGACGACUUUUACGUACAAAAGUUCGUCACUCUCCCAAUGCAAGCGAGCAGGCGUUCUUACUAUGGAGAGAUAAUAGAGAGCCACAAAGCCGAAAUUCAGGCCUUUAGCCGCUGCUUCACCGGCGAGACUCCCGAAGAGCCCAGUGAAGAACUUAUUGAAAAGAUUGACAGUCUUUUCGACAGGCUCUUCGAGAUUUGCGACUAUCCCCAGGAUGUCAUUGGCAGUGUUCUCGAGACGCUACCCAGCUCCGAGCUCGCCAAAUACUGUUGUGAUGCCAAUCCCAAGUUCAGUUUCUUAUUUGAGCUCAUGGCUGCACUAGACGGGAAAGAAAAGGGAAUUCUGAUUGUGGUCCGUAACCAGGAACUGAUGCGACUACUUUUUAAACUUGCUGAAGCAGCAAAGGUUGAAUGCUCGGCAGAAAGCAUUAACCAGCAUACCAAAUUUGUUUCGUUUGCAAGAAUCAGUCUUGCUUUGGCCACGGAAGAGUUCGACCCUUUCAGCUUCGACGUCAUUAUUGGCUAUGACUUUCAUUAUCUGAGUUCGUCGAUCGCCACGCAGUUAUGCGACAAUACUGUUCGGAAGUCGCCGCUAGUGCUAUUACUUGUGACAACAUAUUCGAUUGAGCAUGUUAGACUUCGUUUGUUGGAUGGCGCAACGGCACUCGAGGUUAAGAACGCAGUUCUCGCAUCUACUGUAAGCGCAGGACGCUAUCUCGAAGAACCAGAACGAGGCUAUUGUGAACCUCACGAGGUCGCAGAGAUAUUUGCAAAUUAUCUCAACGGAAUUACUGACACAUUGAAUUGGGAACCUCAGGGUAUCCCGGAUGAUGUUCUUGACAUCUUCGAGAAUCCGGGGACACAGACCCAGCUACCUUUUACAGGAGACGCCUUAUAUGGGAAUGAUUUGAAGCGGAAGCAUGUUAAUGACGAAGACGAUGGUGACGCUAAACGAAUGCGCACUCUUCCACUUCGCGAUCUGCCGAUCGAUACUAAUAAUCCCCCUAUGCCCAUUGCAGUCCGCCGGAUGCUCGAAAGUGCUUCCCCUCGAGGCGGGACCAGGGAAAGAAAAGCAAUGAUUUCAGUGCCUCUGGUAACUCUGGAGUCAAUCAGGGAGCAGAUCGACGAAUACAAGCGACAAACUUCACAGGCAGGCGAAGUUGAAGCAGAACUCAAAAGCCACAUCAGCAGACUUGACAGAGAAUUGAAGGACCAUCGAAAGACCUUGAAUAAGAUUGAGUCUUCUAAUCGUGCUGCUCUUCAAGAUCGAACCGUGGCUGAAAAGGAGAGGCUGCGAAUUGAGGGUCUUGCGGCAGCCGCCGCAAAGGUCGCUCAAAAGGAGAAAGAGAAGCAACAACAGCGAAUUGAUGAACUCGAAUCAACCAUUGCGCGUCUCAACGAAAACCCUGAAUCAGCCAAGAGGGAAGAGGCGUUAACCGAAGUCAAAGGGCAACUGCAGCUCUCGGAAAGUAGGCGGAAGAGCGCCUUGAGCGACGUGGAUUUCAUGAAGAGUCGGUACCAGGAUGUCGACUCCCAAGCUUUGAGAUUGACAAAUGAGAACAAAUCAUUGAAGAUCCAAAAUGAAGAGUUGACACAAAAGGCAUCAGAGAAUUUGCGUGCCAUUCACACGCAGAAUCUUGCCAUAGAACGGCAAGGGCUUUUGCAGCAAAUCGCAAAUCUACAAGCCCAAGUCCAGCAACGAGAUGCGGAGCUAUAUAACGCCAACCAGAGGUUGGCCAGUGUCUCGAAUGGCAGAAACACACGUGGAGGUAGUAUGCCUCGCAGCCCUCGCGUGCCAAGUGGAAUGAGCCCACGACCCCGGGCAGCAUUCUCUGCUAGUCGAGGGACGAGCCCUAUCGGCCCUGGUCAACAAUUCGUGGGACAACAGGCAGGAAAUGGAAGAUGGAAUCACUUACAAUAAGAGCUACGGACGGCAGAUGUAUGGGGGCAUGGUGAUACCAAUCCUUUAUAUGUUAGGGCUAUCAUGGUAUUUGGCGUAUGGGACCGGCAGUUGGGAAUGUAGAACCUCUCUACACCAGUAUACAAUGAACA